AUGGAGAAGCGCGACUAUGCAGCCGCAGUCGCUGCGCUGAAUAUGCUGCAGUCCAACUUUGCAAUUGUCGAUGCUAUUCGCAAGUCUGGCCGCGGCAUGAAUAAGGCGGCCAUACCAGAAAUGAUCGAAUGGUGUAGCAAGAUUGGGUACAAGCCCUCAGAUUUCGACAAGCUGAAGCCUGUACAUAUUGCUGGAACCAAAGGCAAAGGCUCCACAAGCGCAUUCAUCUCCUCCAUUUUGUUGCAAUACACAUCCACAAGUGACGCACAGUCACAACCCUCGAAGAUCGGCCUAUACACUUCCCCGCAUCUACGAUUCGUUCGCGAGCGCAUACAAAUCAACAAUGAACCGAUAUCUGAGGAGAAGUUUGCGAAAUACUUCUUCGAAGUGUGGGACAAGUUGGAAGCUGCAGCAAAGGCAGAGAAUGCACCUGCUGAUGUACCAACAAAGCCUGUCUACUUUAGAUACCUGACGCUCAUGGCACUGCAUGCAUACCUUCAGGAGGGUGUUGAUUCUGCGGUCAUAGAGUGCGGUAUUGGUGGCGAGUACGACAGCACCAACAUUUUGACGAAUCCAACAGUCACAGCGGUGACCAGCUUGGGUAUUGAUCACACCGCUAUGCUCGGAUCUACACUUCCCGAAAUAGCGUGGCACAAGGCAGGAAUCUUCAAGCAGGGGAGCAUUGCAUUUACAGCACCGCAGGAAGAGGAGGCUAUCACUGUCCUGCAGAAGCGAGCUGCGGAGAAGGGUACCGAUUUGCACAUAAUCGAUCUCCAUCCAUCGUUGGCCAAUGGUCGCAUCAAGCUUGGACUGUCAGCAGAUUUUCAGAAGACCAACGCUUCUGUAGCAAUCGCCGCCGCCGCAGCACAUUUACGCGCCUUAGGCCACACAUCAAUCCCGGAUCCUACGAAAACAGCGUAUAUCGACCUUCCUCCACAGUUCGUCAAGGGACUUGAGCAGGUUCGCUGGUCAGGACGCUGUGAGACUAGGCGCGAAAAGAACGUAGCUUGGCACAUUGAUGGCGCUCACACGCUAGAAAGCAUCGAGGUCACGGGACGCUGGUUCGCUGAGCAGAUUGCGUCUGCAACUGCGACUGCUGCAUCACAGUCCAAGGUGCCUAGAGUUCUGAUCUUCAACCAGCAGACUCGAGACGCAGGCGCUCUUGCCAAAGCACUUUACACAGCCUUGCAGAGCGGCAUCACAUCCGGAUCAACAUCACCCUUCACACAUGUCAUCUUCACAACCAAUCAGACCUCUAAAGAAGGCUACAGACCUGAUUUAGUGUCCAUAAACACCGACAAACAGGAAGUGGACGCUCUUGCUGUGCAGACAGCGUUAGCAAAGACCUGGUCAAAGAUUGACAGUACUGCAGAAGUGCGUGUACUGCGAACUAUUGAGGAAUCUGUCAGCGCAGCGCGAGAGGUAGCAUGCAAUUGGGCGAAUGGCACAGACGCAGAAGUGAUGGUCUUGGUGACGGGCAGCCUCCACCUGGUCGGUGGUGCCCUUGAGGUCCUAGAAUCUGGGAAGGCGAAUUGA
Messenger RNA from Macroventuria anomochaeta, 1536 nucleotides. Its product is annotated as FolC bifunctional protein. The transcript has 3 exons. The coding region runs from base 1 to 1536 and encodes 511 amino acids. NCBI's taxonomy places the organism in Eukaryota, Fungi, Ascomycota, Dothideomycetes, Pleosporales, Didymellaceae. Gene Ontology annotation, molecular function: tetrahydrofolylpolyglutamate synthase activity; ATP binding. Gene Ontology annotation, biological process: tetrahydrofolylpolyglutamate biosynthetic process. The record is from RefSeq and is a predicted model, not a curated record. Gene Ontology annotation, cellular component: mitochondrion; cytoplasm; cytosol.